Molecule: messenger RNA, 4813 nt
Organism: Phyllostomus discolor (pale spear-nosed bat)
Lineage: Eukaryota; Metazoa; Chordata; Mammalia; Chiroptera; Phyllostomidae
Gene: USP19
Product: ubiquitin specific peptidase 19
Exons: 27
Coding region: 298-4452 (1384 amino acids)
Biological process (GO): protein deubiquitination
Molecular function (GO): cysteine-type deubiquitinase activity
Source: RefSeq, a predicted model, not a curated record
UGUACCUAGAAGUCGAAACAACAAAACAAGCAGCUGAGGCCGUGGCGGGGGCGCCGGGACGGGGGAGGGGCGCGCCGGAACCGGAACCGACCUGACGCCGGAACCGGAACCGAGAGCGGGUUGCCAGGGCCCGAAGAGGGCUGGCGGCGGCGGCCUCGCUCGGUGAGUGGGGCGGGCCGCUACUCGCGUGUUUGGCCGGAGCAGGGAGGACGCGACGCGGGCCCGUGGCGGCCUGUUCAAGGUCACGGCCUGUGCCAGCCCCCGCUUCUGGAGCCCCGCAGAGUGCGGGGCCCACCGAUGCAGGCGGGGCAGUUACGCUACGCGUGGGGCCGGCCUCCCGCUUCAGAAAGGCUGUCGCUUCCUUGCUGGAGAAUUUGGUCACAAAGAAUUGCCAAGAUAGCUGGGCCAGGAAGAAAGCGCCGUAGCCCUGACCCAGACGCCGUUGCCGACCCCGGGGCACUCUGGCUGUCGACCAAGCGGCUCAAGAUGUCUGGCGGGGCCAGUGCUACAGGCCCAAGGAGAGGGCCCCCAGGACUGGAGGAGGCCACCAGUAAGAAGAAGCAGAAGGAUCGAGCCAACCAGGAGAGCAAGGAUGGAGAUCCUAGGAGAGGGUCAGCAUCCACUCCUCGGGAGGAGCAGACCAAAGAGGAGCUGUUGCUGGAUUGGAGGCAGAGUGCAGAUGAGGUGAUUGUCAAGCUGCGCGUGGGAGGGGGUGCCCUGCGGCUGGAGGAGGUGGACGCUGCUUUCACAGACACGGACUGCGUGGUUCGGCUUCCAGGUGGUCGGCAGUGGGGUGGUGUUUUCUAUGCCGAGAUAGAGAGUUCUUGCGCCAAAGUGCAGGCUCGCAAAGGCGGCCUCCUGCAGCUGGCACUGUCCAAGAAGGUGCCUCAGCUCACGUGGCCCUCUCUCCUGAAAUCUCUAGGGACGCAGGAGUUGGUGCCGGGGUUGCAGUGCCAGGAGAACGGGCAGGAGUCAUCUCCCGUUGCCCUGGAGCCAGGCUCUGAGCCCCGCCGAGCAAAGCAGGAGGCCCGGAACCAGAAGCGGGCCCAGGGCCGUGGUGAGGUAGGGGCAGGGGCUGGCCCCGGGGCCCAGGCAGGGCCCAGUGCCAAGAGGGCUGUGCAUCUCCGAAGAGGGCCAGAGGGUGAAGGGUCCAGAGACGGCCCUGGACCCCGGGGCGAUGCCCCCCCCUUCCUGGCUGAGCCAGCUACUCAGGCUGAGGCUGAGGAACAGCUCCGGGUACCACUGCUGAACUCCCAGACCUGCCUCCCGGGCUCAGAGGAGAAUCGAGCGCUUUUGGCAGGAGAGAAGGCAGUGUCCUCCAGGAAUGACCCAGUCUCUCCAGCCAUGACCCGGAGCAGAGACCCUGAGAAAGGUGACCGUUCCAGAGAGGAGAUGGCGGUGGCAGCAGACGCUGCGUCCUUGGUGGAUGAGCCCGAGUCCAUGGUGAACCUGCCAUUUGUCAAGAAUGACUCCUAUGAGAAGGGGCCUGACUCGGUGGUGGUGCACGUGUACGUGAAGGAGAUCCGCAGGGACACCUCUCGAGUGCUUUUCCGCGAGCAGGACUUCACGCUUAUUUUCCAGACCAGGGACGGGAACUUCCUGAGAGUGCACCCGGGCUGCGGGCCCCACACCAUCUUCCGUUGGCAGGUGAAGCUCAGGAACCUGAUUGAGCCCGAGCAGUGUACCUUCUGCUUCACAGCCUCUCGCAUCGACAUCUGCCUCCGGAAGCGGCAGAGUCAGCGCUGGGGGGGCCUGGAGGCCCCAGCUGCACGAGUGGGUGGUGCAAAGGUUGCCGUGCCGACAGGUCCAACCCCUCUGGAUCCGGCCCCACCGGGAGGUGCCCCUCACACCCUGACAGGCCAGGAGGAAGCCCGGGGUGUGGAGAAGGAGAAACCCAAGGCUCGAGCUGAGGACUCGGGGCUGGAUGGCGUGGCAGCCCGCACCCCCAUGGAGCAUGUGGCCCCAAAGCCAGAGCCACACUUGGCCUCGCCCAAGCCCACAUGCAUGGUGCCUCCAAUGCCCCACAGCCCCGUGAGUGGAGAUAGCGUGGAGGAGGAAGAGGAGGAAGAGAAGAAGGUGUGUCUGCCGGGCUUCACCGGCCUUGUCAAUCUGGGCAACACGUGCUUCAUGAACAGCGUCAUCCAGUCCCUGUCCAACACGCGGGAGCUCCGGGACUUCUUCCACGACCGCUCCUUCGAGGCCGAAAUCAACUACAACAACCCACUGGGAACAGGCGGACGACUAGCCAUCGGCUUCGCCGUGCUGCUCCGGGCACUGUGGAAGGGCACCCACCAUGCCUUCCAGCCUUCCAAGUUGAAGGCCAUCGUGGCGAGCAAGGCCAGCCAGUUCACGGGCUACGCACAGCACGACGCCCAGGAGUUCAUGGCUUUCCUGCUGGACGGGCUGCACGAGGACCUGAACCGCAUUCAGAACAAGCCCUACACGGAGACCGUGGACUCCGACGGGCGGCCCGAUGAGGUGGUGGCUGAGGAAGCAUGGCAGAGACACAAGAUGAGGAAUGACUCUUUCAUCGUGGACCUGUUUCAGGGCCAGUACAAGUCGAAGCUGGUGUGCCCUGUGUGUGCCAAGGUCUCCAUCACCUUUGACCCGUUCCUCUACCUGCCAGUGCCCUUGCCACAGAAGCAAAAGGUUCUCCCCGUUUUCUAUUUCGCCCGGGAGCCCCACAGCAAGCCCAUCAAGUUCCUGGUGAGCGUCAGCAAAGAGAGCUCCACCGCGAGUGAAGUGUUGGACUCCCUCUCUCACAGUGUCCACGUGAAGCCCGAGAACCUGCGUCUGGCCGAGGUGAUUAAGAAUCGUUUCCACCGUGUGUUCCUGCCCUCCCACUCCCUGGACACUGUGUCCCCAUCUGACACGCUUCUCUGCUUCGAGCUGUUAUCCCCCGAGUUGGCUAAGGAGCGGGUGGUGGUGCUAGAGGUGCAGCAGCGCCCCCAGGUGCCCAGCAUCCCCAUCUCCAAGUGCGCAGCCUGCCAGCGGAAGCAGCAGUCGGAGGACGAGAAGCUGAAGCGCUGCACUCGGUGCUACCGCGUGGGCUACUGCAACCAGCUCUGCCAGAAAACCCACUGGCCUGACCAUAAGGGCCUCUGCCGCCCUGAGAACAUUGGCUACCCAUUUCUGGUCAGCGUACCUGCCUCACGCCUCACUUACGCCCGUCUUGCUCAGUUACUCGAGGGCUAUGCCCGGUAUUCUGUGAGCGUGUUCCAGCCGCCCUUCCAGCCUGGCCGCAUGGCCUUGGAGUCGCAAGGCCCUGGCUGCGCCCUCUUGCACUCCACUAGCUCCCUGGAGGCUGGGGACAGUGAGAGGGACUCCAUUCAGCCGCCCGAGCUCCAGUUGGUGACCCCUGUGGCUGAGGGGGACACGGGCGUCCCCCGGGUGUGGGCAGCCCCUGAGCGGGGCCCUGUGCCCAGCACCAGUGGAGUUUCUUCUGAGAUGCUGGCCGGUGGGCCCACCGAAGUUGGCUCCCUGCCAGCUGGUGAGAGGGUGUCCCGGCCUGAAGCUGCUGUGCCCGGGUACCAGCACCCAAGUGAGGCCGUGAAUUCCCACACACCCCAGUUCUUUAUCUACAAAAUAGACGCAUCCAGCCGAGAGCAGCGGCUAGAGGAUAAAGGAGACACCCCGCUGGAGCUGGGAGACGACUGCAGCCUGGCUCUGGUCUGGCGGAACAACGAGCGCCUGCAGGAGUUCGUGUUGGUGGCCUCCAAGGAGCUGGAGUGUGCUGAGGACCCCGGCUCUGCCGGCGAGGCCGCCCGCGCCGGCCACUUCACCCUGGACCAGUGCCUCAACCUCUUCACCCGGCCCGAAGUGCUGGCACCCGAGGAGGCCUGGUACUGCCCGCAGUGCAAGCAACAUCGCGAGGCCUCCAAGCAGCUGCUGCUGUGGCGCCUGCCGAACGUGCUCAUCGUGCAGCUCAAGCGCUUCUCCUUCCGCAGCUUCAUCUGGCGGGACAAGAUCAAUGACCUGGUGGAAUUCCCUGUUCGGAACCUGGACCUGAGCAAGUUCUGUAUCGGUCAGAAAGAGGAGCAGCUGCCCAGCUACGACCUGUAUGCCGUCAUCAACCACUACGGGGGCAUGAUCGGCGGCCACUACACUGCGUGCGCACGCCUGCCCAGUGACCGCAGCAGCCAGCGCAGCGACGUGGGCUGGCGCUUAUUUGACGACAGCACGGUGACCACAAUAGACGAGAGCCAGGUCGUGACGCGUUACGCCUAUGUACUCUUCUACCGCCGGCGGAACUCUCCCGUGGAGAGGCCCCCGCGGGCAGGUCACUCUGAGCACCACCCCGACCUAGGCCCUGCAGCUGAGGCUGCUGCCAGCCAGGGACUAGGCCCUGGCCAGGCCCCCGAGGUGGCCCCCACGCGGACAGCCCCUGAACGCUUCGUCCCCCCUGUGGACCGCCCAGCCCCCACCUACAGCAACAUGGAGGAGGUCGAUUAGCAGGUCCCCGGCUGGUGGGGGAACUGGGCUUGGGGAUCCCCCACAGAGGGCCAGCUCUUUGCCGCUUCUCCUUCUCUAACCCAGAGGCACUGGCUUCAUCAAAGGGGAGUUGGGGGUGCGGUUCGAGGGUGGGAACCUUACAGGUUGGGGCCUCUUGUCAGCUCGAACCCCCAACCAGUGGGCCUUGGUUUCUCCAGCCACCCUCAGUGCUGGGUGAUUUGACUCUCAGUUGUACCUUCAAUUCUUUCUGACUCGCAUUAUAAACGUUAUAAUUUUAUUCUAAAAAUUGUAAUUUUUUUUUGCAUUUUGGAAGUGAUUGCUGCUGUUUAAAUAUAUUUUAAAAAUAAAUGAUAAAUACGCA